AUGAGGCCUAGCGCCGGGUACCCGCGCAUUCUGCAAGGAUUGCUGGACACCGCUGAUGUGAAGUAUCUGAAAGAAUUCUUCGAGCUUCAGGUGAAGGCAGAGUGGGAGAAAAACGAAGCCUUUGCAGCUUCCAAGAAUCGACCAAAGCCCCGGCGCUCACUGGAGUACUACACUCUCCUUAGACAUCUGCACAGCGAGCCGCGAGAUCCCUCACUGGAGCGCAUCGUGUCAAAACUGUAUGAGAGAAUUGAGAAGCAGCUUGGGUCCGGAUUUGUGAUCGUGCAUGAUUUUUGGUCAUGGCGCACAGCUGAGAAUGUGCCCGCCGAGUUCAUUCACCAUGAUCCUGAUUUUUGGGUUGCUAGUCGGCACGACGGCUUCAACCUUUGGAUUCUGCUGGACCAUGCGGACAUGUCUCACUCUUUUGACAUUCUCCUAGAGGAGAAGAACCCAAAGCUUUAUGAGAUCGUGGGCGACAAAGCAGGGCGACUCCUACCAGAGAGAGACCCUACGAAGUGCGCAGGCUGUCCGGGCCUCCUCUUUUGGGAUCCCUUGAGCCGUUGGCCUUUGCUCUACGAGUGUGCUUCCACGCGGACCUUGGCCAUGGUGCUGGGCGUUGGCUUUAACAAAUUUUGGGAGAAGUCGCAGCAGGGUGUCUUGCAUCUCAAGAAGCUUCUGCCAACUUGGGCCUUCCGCUGUUUCAUGUUCUUUGCCGGUUGGUGUUUUAGGCUCACACCUCUGCCAAAAGGCUUGGAGCUGAAGAUGGAGCGCUUCAACAUGAAGGUGGGGGAUGCCUUGGUCCUCCGGCAGUACGAGUUGCAUACCACGGACCAAGACCCUUUGCAGGUUCACCAGUUCCGUCUGGCUGUGGGUGUCAAAGUACUGCGCCAGGCACCAGUCACUCAGUACUGCUACACGGGGCCGGCCUCCCGGACUCGGAGGACCUACCCUUGCCUCCGCUGGGGUCUGGGGGAGCUCUUGCCGGACUUCUACCGUGCAACAAAGUUGGACUUCAAGCCUUAUCCAAGCACCUACCUCACGCGCGCCCUCUUCGAGGCCACCGCCGAGGUGGCCCUGGGAGAUGCUGAUACUCGCUGA
Messenger RNA from Symbiodinium pilosum, 1095 nucleotides. NCBI's taxonomy places the organism in Eukaryota, Dinophyceae, Suessiales, Symbiodiniaceae. The record is from the annotation of a GenBank genome assembly.